UUCUUCAAUAUUCUAGACAGAAUGUUACAGAGCCCCAUUACCAAACUUUUCCAUCUGCACCGAUUAAUCUCUAGAACUCUCGUCUCUCUUGAUUACCUCCUAUAAAUAUGAAUCAGCUCUUCGCUUCCCAAAUCACUCUGAAAAUCAGCUUAAAACUCAUUACAUAAACGUCUUUCUUUCUAUAUCCCUUGUCUGUUUAUAUUUUAGAGCUUGAAUUAUGGCUUUGAGGAACUUUGGCUUCGAUUCUCCACUCUUUACAAUCCUGGAAGACAUGCUGGACAUCCCGGAGGAACAAGAGAAGUCCCGAAAUAACCCAUCUCGAGCCUAUGUUCGAGAUGCAAAGGCCAUGGCUGCCACUCCAGCUGACGUGAUAGAGUACCCAACAUCUUACGUCUUCAUCGUGGACAUGCCCGGCAUAAAUCACGGCGAGAUCAAGGUGCAGGUUGAAAACGAGAAUGUGCUUGUGGUGAGCGGGGAGCGAAAGCGUGAGAAAGAGAAAGAUGAGAAAGAAGGGGUGAAGUAUGUGAGGAUGGAAAGGAGAGUGGGCAAGUUUAUGAGGAAGUUCGCAUUGCCUGAGAAUGCGAAUAUGGAUAAGAUAUCUGCAGUUUGUCAAGAUGGGGUGUUGAGAGUGACGGUGGAGAAAUUACCUCCACCUGAACCUAAGAAGCCCAAGACCAUUGAAGUUAAAGUUGCAUAAGAGAGUUAUGGUUGUUGAUCUGUUCGAUUUGAUAAAAAACAAAUCAAAGAAACGUCAGUGUUUCAUUCUGGUUGUGUGAGUUUUGAAGUUUAUCAACACAGAAUAAUAAAGUUAAGGUUUCUUUAUUUUGAUUUCAUGUUGAAGAAGAUCGAAUGUUGCGUAUUAAUGCAGUAUAACAAUAAAACUGGAUUUUGGUUA
Gossypium raimondii (Peruvian cotton) is the source of this 895-nucleotide messenger RNA. RefSeq names its product 17.6 kDa class II heat shock protein. Lineage: Eukaryota; Viridiplantae; Streptophyta; Magnoliopsida; Malvales; Malvaceae. Gene Ontology annotation, biological process: response to salt stress; response to hydrogen peroxide; response to heat. The transcript has a single exon. The coding region runs from base 218 to 697 and encodes 159 amino acids. The record is from RefSeq and is a predicted model, not a curated record.